UAUACAACCCCAACUUCUUUCUAACCACAAAUAAACUGCUAAAGUACACAACUUCCUUACUUUCUCUUCUCUCCAGUGAUUACUAUUUAGUAUUUACUAGCAGAUUGUUGUACUUUCUUUUGAACAAGAAAGUAGAAAGAUGGCAGAAGCUGUACUUAAGAUUUUCUCAGCAGUUUUCUUCUUCUUCCUUAUUUGUCAACAGGGUUACAGUUAUAAAUGUGGUGUAUCAAACAUCAAAGUAACAACAAAAAGAACAGGAACAACAGUAGAAGGUCAACCACAAUAUGCAGUAACCAUAACCAAUAACUGUCCAUGUGCUCAAUCUAGAGUUUACUUGAGAUGCCUUGGUUUCAGCACUGUGCAGCCUGUUAAUCCAAGGGUCUUUAAGGUGAAGGGUGACAGUUGUCUGCUCAAUAAUGGCCGUCCGAUUGUCAGUGGCAGACCAGUCAGCUUCAAGUAUUCUUUCUUACAACCAACUGAUUUGGUUCCUCAAAGAUCUGAGAUCUCCUGUUGAUCUUCUCUUACCCUUUAGAAACACGACGUAACUAUAUUUACUCACUUGGUAGAUUAUCCACUUCUAAUCCAAUAGAUCGUCAAAAUAUAAUUGUUAACGUUGAGUUGGACUUCACUCACUCUACGUUAAAUUUUAUUAGUAGUGGGUAGUUUAUCCACUGAGUCAACCAAGUUUUAUCUUGAGAAACACACAGAUUUCUUUUUCUUUACUUGUUUUUCUUUGUUAAUGUUGUUAAAUUGAAGUGCAGCAUAGGAGAUGUUUGGAAGUUGCAUCCCCUGCAUUCAAUGCAAAAAAUAGAUUACAUGAGGAAACUGUUUGUCUUAUUUGUAUUUAGUUUCCUAUAUACUUUAAUUUAUCUGGA
This is a messenger RNA of Beta vulgaris subsp. vulgaris (sugar beet), 875 nucleotides long. RefSeq lists its product as hypothetical. The record is from RefSeq and is a predicted model, not a curated record. Lineage: Eukaryota; Viridiplantae; Streptophyta; Magnoliopsida; Caryophyllales; Amaranthaceae. Gene Ontology annotation, biological process: cell fate determination. The transcript has 2 exons. The coding region runs from base 140 to 514 and encodes 124 amino acids.